Messenger RNA from Acanthoscelides obtectus, 232 nucleotides. The record is from the annotation of a GenBank genome assembly. Lineage: Eukaryota; Metazoa; Arthropoda; Insecta; Coleoptera; Chrysomelidae.
UUUUCUCUUGGCUAUGGAUGUUGUGAUUGUCCGUAGGUGGUAGACGGUCUCUGACUGUCGAACGCGGAGGUACCACCCGGCGGAUCUCGUAGGCGGAGCCAGAAUGUGUGCAUGUUGCAUGCACACGUGUUCCCUCGCCAGAGUCCGUGUGGCGUUCCCCCUUUCCCCUGUAUCCCCUUAUAGCCCCACGCCUUAGGCCUUCGUGGUAGUUGGAGUAUAAAAAAAAAGCUCG